AAGGAGAGCCAACCUCAUUUAAGAAGGUGCCUAUAUAUUUAUAUAUACAUACACAUAUAUUCACAUAACAAAUCGUGCUCUCUAGUCUCUUCACGCAGAUCUUCUACGAAUUCGUGGAUUGCAUAAUCAAUCGAAGGGUAGACGAAGAGAUCCCUGAGUGGUGUGUCGGAAUGAUGGAGAUGGCGUACUACUGAUACUGCUGCCGUCGCUGAUCUGCUGCCAUCGCCACCAUGGCUCUCUCCCUCCCUAACACUGUUCGGCCAACAGCCCUCUCCAUCUCAGCUUCUCUGGACCAUGGAUUGAAAAUGGUGACAGAUGCUAACCCUUCUAUGCUGGGCUUUGAGGGGACUAAGGAAAGAAUAAAGAAGAUGCUCAAUAAGGUUGAACUUUCUGUUUCUUCAUAUGACACUGCUUGGGUGGCAAUGAUCCCUUCUUUGAAUUCUCCAAAGGUCCCUCAUUUCCCUCAGUGUGUAAAUUGGUUAUUGGAUAAUCAGCUCCAUGAUGGCUCAUGGGGUCUUCCUAACCAACAUCCCUUGUUUCUUAGAGAUUCUAUCUCAUCCACAUUAGCAUGCGUCCUUGCACUCCAGCAAUGGGGUGUUGGUGAAGAGCAUAUAAAGAGGGGCCUUCAGUUUAUAGAGUUGAAUUUUGCUUCAGCUAUUGAUGAGAAGCAACAUUCACCGAUUGGAUUUGAUAUCAUAUUUCCUGGUAUGAUAGAGCAUGCUAAAGAUUUGGCUUUGAACCUCCCCUUAGAACAGAAAGACAUAAAUGCUAUGCUUUCCAAAAGAGAGGUGGAACUCAAUAGUGUCGAUGGGAUAGACUCUGAGGGUAGGAAAGCCUACAUGGCAUAUAUUUCAGAAGGUUUGGGAAAGUUGCAGGACUGGAAAAAGAUCAUGAAAUAUCAGAGGAAGAAUGGGUCUCUGUUCAAUUCACCAUCUACCACAGCUGCCGCUGUUAUUCAUCUUCAAAAUGUUAACUGUCUUAAUUAUCUGGGCUCAAUCAUAGAGAAGUUUGGGAAUGCAGUUCCAACAGUUUAUCCUUUGGAUAUAUAUGCACGCCUUUGUAUGGUUGACGAUCUUGAAAGGUUGGGAAUUGAUCGGCAUUUUAAGGAGGAAAUUAGAAGUGUAUUGGAUGAAACAUAUCGAUGCUGGCUGCAAGGGGAGGAAGAGAUAUUUCUAGACAUUGCCACUUGUGCGAAGGCAUUUCGGAUUUUACGUGCUAAUGGAUAUGACAUCUCCUCAGAUCCAUUAAGUCAGUUUGCUGAAGAAGAUCACUACUUCAGUUUGCUAUGUGGCCAUUUAAAAGACAUGGGGUCUGCCUUGGAAUUAUUUAGGGCAUCGGAGUUAACAUAUCCAGAUGAAUCAGGUCUACAGAAACAAAACUUGUGGGCAUCUAUCUUUCUGAAACGGGAAAUAUCCAGCGGUUUAUUUCAUGCAGAUAGACUCGAUAAACAAAUUUGCUAUGAGGUGAAUGAUGCUCUUAAGUUUCCCUACCAUGCAAUUUUGGAACGGGUAGCAAACAGGAGAAGCAUAGAGCAUUACAAUGUUGUCAGCACUAGGAUUCUAAAAUCUUCCUGUUGUUCUUUAACCUUUGGCAAUGAAGAUUUACUGAAACUGGCAGUGGAAGACUUCAACAACUGUCAAUCAAUACACCUUCAAGAAAUAAAAAAAUUAGAGAGGUGGAUUGUAGAUAGUAGAUUGGAUCAGCUAACAUUUGCGCGGAAGAAGCUUGCAUACUGUUACUUUUCUGCUGCAGCCACUCUGUUCCCUCCUGAACUGUCUGGUGCUCGCAUGUCAUGGGCAAAGAAUGGUGUGCUGACAACUGUGGUUGACGAUUUUUUUGAUGUUGGGGGUUCUAAAGAGGAAUUAGCAAACCUUAUUCAACUGGUGGAGAAGUGGGAUGUAAAUCUUGACGCUGAUUGUUGUUCGGAGCAAGUUGAGAUCAUAUUUUCUGCACUUCACAACACUAUUUGUGAUAUUGGAGACAAAGCAUUUGCAUGGCAAGCGCGUAAUGUGACACAUCACGUAAUUGAGAUUUGGCUCGACCUACUCAGGUCUAUGUUCCAGGAAGCAGAAUGGGCGAGAAACAAUUGGACACCAUCAGUAGAUGAAUAUAUGACCAAUGCUUAUGUGUCAUUUGCUUUGGGACCUAUUGUCCUCCCAGCUCUCUAUUUCGUUGGGCCUAUGCUUUCAGAGGACGCUGUGAGAAGCCUUGAGUACCAUAACCUGUUUAAGCUUAUGAGCACUUGUGGCCGUCUUCUCAAUGAUAUUCAGACUGCUAAGAGGGAAGUCGAGGAAGGCAAACAACUCAAUGCUGUUCUAUUGUGGUUGACUCAUCGUGCUGGUGAUAUUACUGAAGAGGAGACUGUUAAAGAGAUUAGGGCCAUCAUUGACAGUACCAGGAGAGAAUUGCUGAGACUAGUUCUGCAGAACAAGGGCAGUGUAGUUCCCCAUGCUUGCAAGGAUUUGUUUUGGAAAAUGUGCAAAGUAGUGCACUACUUCUACACCAAAGAUGAUGGUUUCACUUCACAUGAGUUGACCAGUGUUGUGAAAGCAGUGAUUCAUGAACCCAUUGUUCUUGACAAUUUGAAUGCGCCAUCUGUUGUCGAAAUCCACGAUCUGUUGUUAGCACGUGGAUCAGGAGGAAAAUCUCGACGUUUAUUGUGGAACGGAUCUUCGUUGGUGGAAUUUCAGGAUUUUCCCUAAAAUCGAGGUUUUGGGGACCCCAAGUCAUUGUUUUCAAUCGGUUCAUUCGUGUUUCGGUUUCAGGUUUUAAGGUAAGGAGAAAUUGAUUACAACAGUUAUUUCAUAAAACUAAACCGCUAAAAAGAUAGUUUACAUUCAUAUGAUUGAUUUGACUGCUAUUUUACUGAAUUUCACCAGGUUAAAAUGCAUGGUUUCGUGAUUUUACGAUUUUGGUAAAAAUACGAGUUUUUGCGUAUGGUCUCCAAAUGUUUCAAAACUUCUUUAUUUGUAUUAUUAUGUAUGUAGGAGAUGCCUGAAUCCCUUAUUUUUAUUUAAAUGGUGUUUAUAGUAUUAUAUACUAUAUAGAGGAUUUUUGUUUAAAUUAGUGUGACAUGUGGAUGAAAAUGAACUUGUGAACAUUUGAUAUUAUUGAUAUGAAUUAUGGAAACGAAGUUCCAAAUUGU
Molecule: messenger RNA, 3145 nt
Organism: Malania oleifera
Lineage: Eukaryota; Viridiplantae; Streptophyta; Magnoliopsida; Santalales; Ximeniaceae
Product: ent-kaurene synthase TSP4, chloroplastic
Exons: 17
Coding region: 231-2702 (823 amino acids)
Biological process (GO): gibberellin biosynthetic process
Cellular component (GO): chloroplast
Molecular function (GO): terpene synthase activity; magnesium ion binding
Source: RefSeq, a predicted model, not a curated record